CGAUCUAGGAAAGCCAAGAGCCCAAAAUCUUUCUUAUAAACAAUUCGGACCUCAGCCUAGCAUCUGAAAUAAAUUGAAUGUUUAAUUUUAUAAAACAAACACCAUGCCUGGAAUUGGAAUCAACGGUUUUGGGCGCAUUGGCAGGAUGUUUGUCCGCCAGGCUCUAGUGCGUUCCGAUGUCAAGAUCGUGGCCAUCAACGAUCCAGGGUUGAAUCCCAAGUAUCUGGCCUACAUGCUACGCUAUGACUCCACCCACGGCAUAUUCGACUUCAAGAUGUCGGUAGAGGGCAAUUUCCUGGAGGUGUGCGGCGCAAAGAUUCAAUUACUGGCGGAGAGUGAUAUCAAGAAGAUCAAGUGGUGUGACAUGGGCGUUCACACGGUGGUGGAAUGCUCCGGUCGUUACACAACCCUAAAGGAUGCCCAGGCUCACCUGGACAGCGGUGCGAAAAAGGUGGUAAUUUCAGCGCCAUCCGCAGAUGCUCCAAUGUUUGUUUGCGGAGUGAAUCUAGAUAGUUACAAGCCGGAUAUGAAGAUCAUAUCAAACGCCUCCUGUACGACCAACUGCCUGGCUCCGCUGGCCAAGGUGGUGCACGACAAUUUUGAGAUUAGUGAGGGCCUAAUGACCACCGUGCAUGCAGCCACCGCCACCCAGAAGAUCGUCGAUGGGCCGAGCAUGAAGCUGUGGCGAGAUGGACGCAGUGGCAUGUGCAACAUCAUACCAGCUGCCACGGGAGCAGCCAAGGCAGUGGGCAAGGUGAUCCCGUCGCUGAACGGCAAGAUCACGGGCAUGGCAUUCCGUGUGCCGGUGCCCAAUGUCUCGGUGGUGGAUCUCACCUGUCGCCUGACGAAGCCCGCCAAAAUGGAUGACAUCAAGAAAGCCAUUAAGGAAGCCUCUGAGGGUGAUAUGAAGGGCAUUUUGGGUUAUGUAGAUGAGGAGGUCGUGUCCACCGAUUUUAAUGGUUCCCGGUUCGCCUCUGUAUUCGAUGCCAAGGCCUGUAUCGCUCUGAAUGAUAACUUCGUGAAGCUGAUCAGUUGGUAUGACAAUGAGACGGGCUACGCAUGCCGUCUCCUGGAUUUGGUUCUCUUCUCACAAUUGGUGGACAACUGUGCCAAGAAGGAUAAUGAGAAGAAACAGUGCACAGAGGAGAAGAAAGAUGAUUCUUGUGCCAAGAAGGAUGAUCCUUGUGCUAAGAAGGAAGAUCCUUGCAAGAAAAAGUAAAAAGACCAAAGAACAUACCCUCGCUCAUGCCUUCGAAAAGCAAACAAAUUUUUUUUUAACAUUGAAACGGGAAAAAAUGUUAAAUUUUUCUUAAAUGAAUAUUUUUUAUUUAGUAAAUUAACAGUCUAAGGAAAUUUCGUAUUAGUUAGAAUAAAUAUAUGACUGCAUCCUCGGUUCCUUGGAAA
This is a messenger RNA of Drosophila kikkawai, 1404 nucleotides long. RefSeq names its product glyceraldehyde-3-phosphate dehydrogenase 2. Gene Ontology annotation, cellular component: cytosol. Gene Ontology annotation, biological process: glycolytic process; glucose metabolic process. Lineage: Eukaryota; Metazoa; Arthropoda; Insecta; Diptera; Drosophilidae. The record is from RefSeq and is a predicted model, not a curated record. Gene Ontology annotation, molecular function: NADP binding; NAD binding; glyceraldehyde-3-phosphate dehydrogenase (NAD+) (phosphorylating) activity.